GGUGGGGUAUCCACCCUUUUAUUCAGAUGAACCUAUGUCUACUUGUAGAAAGAUUGUAAACUGGCGGACACAUCUGAAAUUCCCGGAUGAGGCAAAACUGUCACCUGAAGCAAAUGAUCUUAUUCGUAGACUUCUAUGCAAUGUUGAACAAAGGCUUGGAACAAAAGGUGCUCAUGAAAUAAAGGCUCACCCAUGGUUCGUAGGAGUUGAGUGGGACAAGUUGUAUCAAAUGAAAGCUGCAUUUAUUCCGGAAGUUAAUGAUGAGUUGGACACUCAAAAUUUUGAGAAGUUUGAUGAGGUUGACAAACAGAUGCCAACUGCAAUGAAAUCAGGUCCAUGGAGGAAGAUGCUCUCUUCUAAGGAUGUCAAUUUUGUGGGAUAUACAUACAAAAACUUUGAAAUUGUGAAUGACAAUGAAGUUCCGGGAAUUGCUGACCUGCGGAAGAAGAGCACAAAACCUAAGAGGCCAACUGUGAAAGCUCUAUUCAGGGAAGAAGCUGAUUCUUGUUCUGCUCAAUCAACUCAGGGCAGUUUCCUUAAUCUGUUGCCACCACAGUUAGAAGUGUCAAAACGCGGGGAAUCAGAAUCUCUCUAAUUUUCUGACAGUCGUUCGAACUACAUUUGGUACAGCUUACAGAACAACAUACUACUGAUCUUAAUUAGAUCUGAUUUUGAUCAUCAAUUAAGUGUAAGUAAAUUCAGGAAGGAAAAUGAAAAGGAAAUGUUGUUUUAUAAGUUUGUAUUUUCUUGUGUUAUUUUGGUCCUAAACUGUGUAAAUUUUUCUUGAAGUGCAAAUAACAUUUUUUAAGGUAU
This is a messenger RNA of Cuscuta campestris, 813 nucleotides long. The record is from the annotation of a GenBank genome assembly. NCBI's taxonomy places the organism in Eukaryota, Viridiplantae, Streptophyta, Magnoliopsida, Solanales, Convolvulaceae.